AUGGUGCCGCACGUUCCUAAACGUUAUCCCGCACGGUUAGCACAGGAGAAGGUACCUGGAGCACAGGAGAAGGUACCUGGAGCACAGGAGAAGGUACCUGGAGCACAGGAGAAGGUACCUGGAGCACAGGAGAAGGUACCUGGAGCACAGGAGAAGGUACCUGGAGCACAGGAGAAGGUAGCUGGAGCACAGGAGAAGGUACCUGGAGCACAGGAGAAGGUAGCUGGAGCACACGAGAAGGUACCUGGAGCACCGGAGAAGGUACCUGGAGCACAGGAGAAGAUACCUGGAGCACAGGAGAAGGUACCUGGAGCACAGGAGAAGGUACCUGGAGCACAGGUGAAGGUACCUGGAGCACAGGAGAAGGUACCUGGAGCACAGGAGAAGGUACCUGGAGCACAGGAGAAGGUACCUGGAGCACAGGAGAAGGUACCUGGAGCACAGGAGAAGGUACCUGGAGCACAGGAGAAAGUACCUGGAGCACAGGAGAAGGUACCUGGAGCACAGGAGAAGGUACCUGGAGCACAAGAGAAGGUACCUGGAGCACAAGAGAAGGUACCUGGAGCACAGGAGAAGGUACCUGGAGCACAGGAGAAGGUAGCUGGAGCAAAGGAGAAGGUAGCUGGAGCACAGGAGAAGGUAGUUGGAGCACAGGAGAAGGUAGCUGGAGCACAGGAGAAGGUACCUGGAGCACAGGAGAAGGUACCUGGAGCACAGGAGAAGGUACCUGGAGCACAGGAGAAGGUACCUGGAGCAGAGGAGAAGGUACCUGGAGCACAGGAGAAGGUACCUGGAGCACAGGAGAAGGUACCUGGAGCACAAGAGAAGGUACCUGGAGCACAGGAGAAGGUACCUGGAGCACAGGAGAAGGUACCUGGAGCACAGGAGAAGGUACCUGGAGCACAGGAGAAGGUACCUGGAGCAAAGGAGAAGGUACCUGGAGCACAGCAGAAGGUACCUGGAGCACAGCAGAAGGUACCUGGAGCACAGGAGAAGGUACCUGGAGCACAGGAGAAGGUAGCUGGAGCAGAGGAGAAGGUAGCUGGAGCACAGGAGAAGGUAGCUGUAGCACAGGAGAAGGUACCUGGAGCACAGGAGAAGGUACCUGGAGCACAGGAGAAGGUACCUGGAGCACAGGAGAAGGUACCUGGAGCACAGGAGAAGGUACCUGGAGCACAGGAGAAGGUACCUGGAGCACAGAAGAAGGUACCUGGAGCACAGGAGAAGGUACCUGGAGCACAGGAGAAGGUACCUGGAGCACAGGAGAAGGUACCUAGAGCACAGGAGAAGGUACCUGGAGCACAGGAGAAGGUACCUGGAGCACAGGAGAAGGUACCUGGAGCACAGGAGAAGGUACCUGGAGAACAGGAGAAGGUACCUGGAGCACAGGAGAAGGUACCUGGAGCACAGGAGAAGGUACCUGGAGCACAGGAGAAGGUACCUGGAGCACAGGAGAAGGUACCUGGAGCACAGGAGUAA
Messenger RNA from Closterium sp. NIES-65, 1479 nucleotides. NCBI's taxonomy places the organism in Eukaryota, Viridiplantae, Streptophyta, Zygnematophyceae, Desmidiales, Closteriaceae. The record is from the annotation of a GenBank genome assembly.